AUGGAGGAAUCACUUAAGUGUAUCUCCCUCUGUGAUCCUGAGGGCAUCCAUGCCUUCAUCCUGGUCCUACCUGUAGCUUCCCUCACUGAUGACGAUAAGGGAGAGUUGCAGACCAUCCAGAAAACGUUUGGCUCUCAAGUCAAUGACUUCACCAUGAUUUUGUUCACUACAGAGUCAGAUCCUACCGCUCCAGCUGUUGCUAACUUUGUGACAGGAACUGAGGACAUAGAAAAACUGUCUCAGAGCUGUGGAGGAAGACAAGUUGUUCUCAACAUCAAGGACCAACAGCAGAUCCUUGAGUUGUUUGAUAAUGUUGAUCGAAUGAGAUCCCUCAAAGACAGACCAUGUGAGGAUGUGAAACAGACCUCAGAUUGUCUCCGGAUUGUGCUGAUUGGGAAGACUGGAAAUGGGAAGAGCUCUUCAGGAAACACCAUUCUAGGAAGAGAUGAGUUUAAAGCUGAAUCUAAUCAAACAUCCGUCACAAAAUGUUGUCAGAAAGCACAGUGUGAAGUCGACGGUCGUUCAGUUGUUGUUGUUGAUACUCCUGGACUGUUUGACAAUAGUUUGACUCAGGAUGAAGUCAUUGAAGAGUUGGUAAAGUGUAUCGGUCUUUUGUCUCCAGGACCACAUGUUUUCCUCUUUGUGUUGCAUAUUGGGCGAUUCACAAAAGAGGAGAAGGAAACAUUACAACUAAUUAAGGAAAUAUUUGGAAAGAAUUCUGAAAUAUUCACCAUCAUUCUUUUUACAAGAGGAGAUACACUUCAGCGUGAGAAGCUGACCAUUGAAGAAUACAUUAAAAACAGAAGUGAUGAUUCCUGCAGAAAGCUUGUUGCUGACUGUGGAGGACGGUGCCAUGUGUUCAAUAACUAUGAUGAAGGGAACCGUAAGCAAGUGAGUGAGCUGAUAGCCAAGAUUGAGACUAUGGUGAAGAACAAUGGAGGCAGUUGCUACAGCAAUGAGAUGUUUAAGGAGGCUGAGGCUGCGAUACAGAAGAAAAUGGAGAAGAUCUUACAAGAGAAGGAAGAACAGAUGCAGAGAGAGAGAGAGGAACUUGAGAGGAAACAUCAGGAGGAGAUGGAAGCAAUACAAACAAGACUAGAAGAACAGAGUGCAAAAACUGAGCACGAGAAAGAGCUGAGAAUCUUAAUUGUUGACUUGGUGACACCGUGGGCAAGAGCAUCACCACUCCGUUACCACUGGCACUUCUCGCACCGCGUCGGUCGUUCCGAGCAGCGAAAAUCGCUGCGUGCGAGCAGCGGCAUGUUUCCUAACCAAAUCUGGCGCCGCGGCCACGUUUCUUCGCAGGGAUGGUGGUCGCGACGUUUCAGGAACGCUUCGGGCGGCGCUUUCUACUCAGCUCGUCCGUACAUUCCGACAGCAGUCCCCACAGUUGCUGCGCGUCAGUUCUCUGCGGAGAGCAGAGGGAAGGACACCAUGCAAAAUCUAAACGAGCGCCUAGCCUCGUAUUUGGACAAGGUGUCCGAGUUAGAGGCAUCAAACCAGAAACUUGAGCAUCAGAUCCACGAGUAUCUCAACCAGAAGGCACCUGAGGAGCACCGAAACUUCACGGCAAAAUUUCAAACCAUCAGUGAGCUUCGCCAGCAGAUCGGUGACUACUUCUGUACAAUUACGAAGUUAAAUCUGCAGAUUCAACAUGCCCAGUUUGAAUCUCAAGACUAUCAGAUCAAGACUGAGGAGGAGGCCAAGAUGGGCCUGUCCUCUGAGAUGGAGGUCCGCAUGCUGCAGGAACUCCAGAGGCACGGAGAGGCCCAGAAGGCAGAGCUGGAGUUUGAGCUCAGUCAGAAAGAAGAGGAGAUGGCCUACCUUAGUACAGAGCACCAGGAGAGACUUCUUGAAGUCCGCUCACUGGAGUCUGGUUCUGUGAAUGUGGAACUAGUCACCAAAGGGUCUGCAGAUUUGAUUCAGGAGAUUCAUCGGAUCAGAGAGGAGUGUAUGGCUGUGGUCCAGAAAAACCAACAGGAAGUCGAGAAAUGGUUUGACAAGAAGAUGACUGAGCUUCAGGCCCAAGAGACGCACCACUCCACAGAGACUGAAUCCAGCACAACUGGUCUGAGUGAGCUCAAGCAAACCUUCCAGAAUCUAUCCAUUGAGCUGCAACAGCUGCACUUACAGAUGUCGAUCCUAGAGCAGAACAAGAUGGAGAGGACCACCAGGUAUAGCCAGUGUCUCAUUCAGUAUCAGAUGAGGGUGAACAGCGUGGAAUAUGAGCUUCGAAGGCUUCGCUCAGACAUCAGCCAGCAGGGGGCGUUAUACCAGCAGCUGCUUGACAUCAAGACUCACCUGGAACAAGAGAUUGCGCAAUAUAAGAAGACCCUGGAUGGAGAGGGCAUCAGUGAAUAUGUUUCCAGCUCAAACAUCAGUGCUGUCACCUCUAAGCACACCUCCAGCAUCGAGACCGGUUUUAAAGCCAGUACCACAGCCUACAGUGCUUUAACAAAUGGCUCACAUGACCACAAACAGACAUCUAGCUCAGCACAGGUGGUCUCCUCCCUUGUCGAGGAACGGACAGGAAAGACGAGAAGAGAGAUCAUUCAAAGCCGCUUCCUGGGUGAAGGGUCAACUGGCACUUUGGUGGUGCAAGAACAGAUCAUUAUUUCAAAACAGAACAGACCAGUUGCCAGUGAGAGGGAACAAUCAGGACUUACAAAAAGUGCCUCUAGUGUCCAAAAAUCUACCAUUAGUGACCUUUAUAACACAGCAACAACCACAUCUCAGACCAGUCAUGUUGACAGUCAGGCCAGCGCAGAAUCUAAGGUUUCUAAAAGCUUGUCUGACCAAAUUGGUCAAGCAAAAGAUGCUGCUAUCAGCAUUCACACCACUAAGACUGUAGAGAUCAAGAAUACUGCUCAUGUAGCUGAUGCUAAGCCUGAAGGGACAUCCGUUGAAGUUAAGUCAGUAUCAGAGACACAAGCAAACCUGGCUACUACUGGAAAACAGGUCGUUAAAUCAGGAAAGAACACUCCUGAAAAACGAACAAAGACAAGCAUUUUUGAAAAGGUCAUGGCGUGGAAUGCUCCACAAGAUCUGGCAGAUAUGAACAUAGAAGAGAGGGACAUUGGGGUGUUAGCCCCAGAAAGCACCGUUGAGGUAAAGUCCACUAAAAAUGUUGUUUCUAGUGGCAUGGGCAGUCUACUGAAUACUGCCAUUGGUACUGGUGUUGUUGAGUCUAACAUUGUCCAAAGUCAUGUUGAGAUAUCAGCUCCUGAAAGCACUGUUGAGGUUAAGACUACUAGAACAAUAGUUGGUACAAGUGCCAUGGAAAGUUUACUGAAUACUGGCAUUGCCACUAGUGCCGUUUUGUCUAACAUCGUCCAAGGUGAAAUUGAAACAUCAGCUCCUGAAAGCAGUGUUGAGGUUAAGACUACUAGAAGUGUUGUUGGUAGAAGUGCUAUGGAAAGUUUACUGAAUACUGGCAUUGAUACUAGUGCUGUCAAGUCUAAUGUUGUCCAAAGUCAAGUUGAGAUAUCAGCUCCUGAAAGCACAGUUGAGGUUGCGGCUACCAGAAGUGUUGUUGAUACAAGUGCCAUGGAAAGUUUACUGAAUACUGGCAUUGCUACUAGUGCUGUCGAGUCUAAUGUUGUCCAAAGUCAAGUUGAGAUAUCAGCUCCUGAAAGCACUGUUGAGGUUGCGACUACCAGAAGUGUUGUUGGUACAAGUGCCAUGGAAAGUUUACUGAAUACUGGCAUUGCCACUAGUGCCGUUUUGUCUAACAUCGUCCAAGGUGAAAUUGAAACAUCAGCUCCUGAAAGCAGUGUUGAGGUUAAUACUAGAACAGUAAUUGUGGCAAGUCCUAUGGAAAGUCUUCUGAAUGCUGGCAUUGCUACUAUUGCUGUCGAGUCCAACAUUGUCCAGAGUCAAGUUGAGAUAUCAGCUCCUGAAAGCACUGUUGAAGUUAAGACUACUAGAACAAUAGUUGGUACAAGUCCCAUGGAAAGUUUACUGAAUACUGGCAUUACUACUAGUGCCGCUUUGUCUAACAUCGUCCAAAGUCAAGUUGAGAUAUCAGCUCCUGAAAGCACAGUUGAGGUUGCGACUACCAGAAGUGUUGUUGGUACAAGUGCUAUGGAAAGUCUGCUGAAUGCUGGCAUUGCUACCAGUGCCGCUUUGUCUAACAUCGUCCAAGGUGAAGUUGAAACAUCAGCUCCUGACAGCAGUGUUGAGGUUAAGACUACUAGAACAGUAAUUGUGGCAAGUCCUAUGGAAAGUCUUCUGAAUACUGGCAUUGCUGCUAGUGGUGUCGAGUCUAAUGUUGUCCAAAGUCAACUUGAGAUAUCAGCUCCUGAAAGCACAGUUGAGGUUGCGACUACCAGAAGUGUUGUUGGUACAAGUGCUAUGGAAAGUCUGCUGAAUGCUGGCAUUGCUACCAGUGCCGCUUUGUCUAACAUCGUCCAAGGUCAAGUUGAGACAUCAGCUCCUGAAAGCAGUGUUGAAGUUAAGACUACUAGAACAAUAGUUGAUACAAGUGCCAUGGAAAGUUUACUGAAUACUGGCAUUGCUACUAGUGUUGUCGAGUCUAAUGUUGUCCGAGGUCAGGUUGAGAUAUCAGCUCCUGAAAACACAGUUGAGGUUGCAACUACCAGAAGUGUUGUUGGUACAAGUGCCAUGGAAAGUUUACUGAAUACUGGCAUUGCCACUAGUGCCGCUUUGUCUAACAUCGUCCAAGAUCAAGUUGAGAUUUCAGCUCCUGAAAGCAGUGUUGAGGUUAAGACUACUAGAACAGUAAUUGGGGCAAGUCCUAUGGAAAGUCUGCUGAAUACUGGCAUUGCCACUAGUGUUGUCGAGUCUAACACUGUCCAAAGUCAAGUUGAGAUAUCAGCUCCUGAAAGCACUGUUGAAGUUAAGACUACUAGGACAAUAGUUGGUACAAGUCCCAUGGAAAGUUUACUGAAUACUGGCAUUGCCACUAGUGCCGUUUUGUCUAACAUCGUCCAAGGUGAAGUUGAAACAUCAGCUCCUGAAAGCACAGUUGAGGUUGCGACUACUAGAAGUGUUGUUGGUACAAGUGCUAUGGAAAGUUUGCUGAAUGCUGGCAUUGCUACUAGUGGUGUCGAGUCUAAUGUUGUCCAAAGUCAAGUUGAGAUAUCAGCUCCUGAUAGCAGUGUUGAGGUUAAGACUGCUAGAACAGUAGCUGGUACAAGUGCUAUGGAAAGUUUGCUGAAUGCUGGCAAUGCUGCUAGUGCUGUUGAGACUAGCAUUGUUCAAAGUCAAGUUGAGACAUCAGCUCCUGAAAACACAGUUGAGGUGAACACCAGUAGAUUUACAGUUGGUACAAGUGCUAUGGAAAGUUUGCUGAAUGCUGGCAUAGCUACUAGUGCUGUUUUGUCUAACAUCGUCCAAGGUGAAGUUGAGACAUCAGCUCCUGAAAGCAGUGUUGAGGUUAAGACUACUAAAAAUGAAAAUAGCACGGUUCAGGGUGUAGUUUUGAUGCCUGUGCCUGAAGAUGUAGUUGAUAAGAAGACAAGCAUUUCUGAGGGUGUGGUAGAGUCGGCUAAACUUCAGAUUGUAGCUGAGGUGGCCACUUCUGGAAGCACAAUGGAAGUAAAGACAAGUGAAAAGAUGAUCGAGACUACAAACACUGAAAGCGUAUCAACAGUCCAGACAGAUGAGGUGGUUGCACCAGAGAGCAAGGCCACCGGAAUAGUAGGUGACUCUGGUAGUCCAGACACUCUACUAAAUACCACGAUGGCCGAAGGCCGUGUACUGGAGAGCAUAGCUGAGGUGAGCAUCCCUGAUCCUGCUGCUCAGUUGAAUAUUUCUCAGAGUGGCAGUGUUGAGGCCUUAGCCACUGCGAAAAAUGCAGUGAAUAGUCAGAAUCUCAGCAAUAGAGACAAUCGGUUGUCCAAUGGAACCAAGAACAGGUUUGAGCUCCUGUAUGUAGGGUCAGGUGCGAGUACAACAAGACAGAAUCCAUACCUCAAUCAGUCAGCUUCCGCAGGACAUACUGAUAUGCCCAUUGUUGGUGAAGGUACUGAGGGGUUAACCUUGGAUGGCGUGCCUCGCAAUAGUGGUAGAAGCAGUCAAGUCAUUAUUGGCAGUUCCCAACGAGAAGCCAGGAUCAGUCAGCCGCGAAAGACAACCAACACAGAGGGAAGAGCCAAGGGCAAAAGCAUCAGUCCAAGUAGAGAACAGGGAAUGACUCGCCAGAGAAAAACUAGUCCCAACAGAAAUGUGUAUAGCAGUCCAGGCUCUCAGCGAACGAGGUUGAAUAGCACUGGCAGCGUGGGGUCGGACUCGGGAAUAGGCAGUAUAGGGUUGGGCAGCUUCUCCAGUCCCGCCAAGCCCGGAGUGGCCACUAGCGCCGGCACUGGUGUCUGGAUCAUGAGCUCAGAUAAUGAUAGUCCAUACACCAUCAGCACCAGAAGCAGAGGCAGUGGGGAUAAGAUUACCACCUAUGGGAGCGGAAUGAGCUCAGGCAGAAUCAGCACCACAGGAAGCGGAAAUAGAAUCAGCACAGGGAGUGGUGGGAGGAUCAGCAAUUCUGGAAGUGGGAAUAAAAUCAGCUACGCAGGAAGUGGGAAUAGAAUCAGCUAUGCAGGAAGUGGAGGGAGGAUCAGUAGCUCAGGAAGUGGAGGGAGGAUCAGCAGUGCAGGAAGUGGAAAUAGAAUCAGCAGUGCAGGAAGUGGAAAUAGAAUCAGCAGCGCAGGAAGUGGUAAUAGAAUCAGCAGUGCAGGAAGUGGUGGCAGGAUCAGCAGUGCUGGCACUGGGAACACCAGGAUCAGCAGCGGCACUCCCAUGGGCAGCUCGGCCAACAGGACGGUCAUCCGCAGCACCGGCAGCUCUGGCGGAGGGAGCAACCGAGACCGAAUCAGUGUCUGCAAGAUGGCCGCCCUCUCCAAAGCGGCUGCAGUAAAGGAGAAAACCAUGGAGAGCCAGGGUCUGCUGCAGUUGAAGUUGGGGAGCCUGGAAACAAUUGAUCCAGAUGAGGAGCUGAACAUACCAGCUGUUCCAUAAGACUUAGGAGGUCGCAUUUGUCUGUUAAUUAUUAUUCCGCACAUGACUACUUACUAUAACGAAAUGUGAAUGUGACUUCAUGGAUAUUGGAUUGUGUGUCAGUGUAGUUUUUGUUUUCUAGAACACAAAUCUGUUGUGAAGACUGUCAAUCAUAAGCUUUAUGUCAUGUUUUUUAUAUAUACUGCACUGCUUUGUUCUUAAUACCUUUAUAUAUUUGAUAUAGAUGAGAGUCUUAUUAUGUUUUUGUUUUCUAUAUAUCCAUUGCUUUAAAACGUUAAUCUUAAAUUGACUAAAGGUCAAUGGAUAAGACAAGUAAUGUACAGUUUGGUUAACCAUAUAAUGUAAUUGAUGAUAUUUUCAGACAUAGGGCAUUUCAGGGUCACAAUUACUGUUACUGUUGCAUGGCUGAAACAUACAAAUCCUAUAAUAUUGUAAGUGUGGAAUUGUCUUAAAAUAAAGUUGGAAUAUUAACUGCU
Messenger RNA from Sardina pilchardus (European sardine), 7448 nucleotides. Its product is annotated as mucin-19-like. The record is from RefSeq and is a predicted model, not a curated record. Bases 1 to 6972 code for a protein of 2323 amino acids. Gene Ontology annotation, molecular function: structural molecule activity; GTP binding. NCBI's taxonomy places the organism in Eukaryota, Metazoa, Chordata, Actinopteri, Clupeiformes, Clupeidae. The transcript is spliced from 11 exons.